This is a messenger RNA of Paramecium sonneborni, 2141 nucleotides long. The record is from the annotation of a GenBank genome assembly. Lineage: Eukaryota; Ciliophora; Oligohymenophorea; Peniculida; Parameciidae.
AUGAAGUUAAAAAUACCCUAAGUUCUUAGAUUUUAAACUGAAACUAAAAGCCAAUAAAGUAAUUCAAUAAAGGAUUUAGAUAUUUCAAAAAACCAUGAUCAAACAUAGCAAUAAAACUAAAAAUCUCAUUAGAUAGUAAAUCAUUAUUUUCAGCCAAAAUUAAAAGUAAUAACUAGUUUAAAGCCUUAACUUUUGGUUAAUUAAAUACCAAUUCAUUAAAAUAAAAGUUUUCGAGAACUCUCCUUUGCUGAAUCUUCAGGAAGUCCCAAAUCAAAAAGAGAAGAAAAAUUUGAUGAAGUUUGUUCAAGUUUUAGAGGUAGAAUUUAAUCAAUUAAACAAUAAAUGUCUCCUUACUUAAUCAAUUAAUAAUCACCUCCUUCAAUGAGGAACCUAGAAAGUUAAAAAAAGAUUUAGGAAAAUACUUUCUAAUAUAAUAGACAUUAAGUAAAUAAAUAAAAAGAAAUUGAUUAUUCCCCUUCUUAUUAGCUUGCUUAGAAUGAGUAUAUGAAUAAUUUUUAGUAAACAAAAAGUCCCCGGCAUUUAGUUCCAUUUCAAAUAGAAAAAUCUGUCAAAGAUAUUGAAAGAUCAAUUAAAAGAUAAAAUGAAAAAUAUUUAUCUCCAAUAUCAGCCGAGAAGAAUGUUGUAUGUCCUUAAAUUAAACAAUUUGAUAAAGGUUAAGAAUUUAAAGAAAAAAAUUAUAAUAAAUUAAAAUAAAGAAAAAAAUCAAUACAUUUACCCUAGAGUUAUGAAGAUGUAAUAAAUAGAAAAGUAAAGAACUUUUAGAAAAGUACUUUUUAAAAUUAAUGCAUUCAUUUAAUAUAUAUUAGACCUUCAGCGAUAAGGAUUUAAAAAUAUCUUUUAAAAGAUGUUAAAAAUGAAGAAUUAUUAAGAAAAUGUUUCAGUUAUAGAUGGUGGUGGUAAGAAUCAACCAAUCAAGGCGAAGAUGUUGAAUUCUUUUGGUAUUCUCAAGCUUCAAUUUCUUUUUUAAAUAAAUAAGAAUAAAGACAUAUUAGUGAUAAAAAAUAAUUUCAACCAUUUGAAUAAAUUGUAAAAAAAGCUCAAGGAGUAGAAGAUUAAAUGAAAUUUGCUAUUGAAAAUAAACUAAGUUUAUUAUCACCAAUAAUAAAAGUACAUAAUCAUAUUGAUCUUUCAUAUCCAUUAUGGACAAAAAAGAAUUUAAUUGGCUAAAUUAUUAAAUAUUGUCAACUAACAAGAUAAUAUGUUGAAAAUUUCAUUCCGCUUUCGAUGGUAGUGGAUUAUUUAGGUGAAAAUCUGCUUUCUGAAUUCUUGAAAAAUCUUAAUACAUCAACAAGUGUUUGGGUUGUAAGAAAAAGCGAUUUCAAAGAAGAUGAUAAAAUUAUGAUUUGUCAAAACACAUAAAGUGUAUUCAAUCAUCUUUCUAAAGAAUUCAAGAUGUCAAAUAGAAAUUAAUAAAGUUUUAUAGUAUAAUAAUUUAUUAGUUCAUUUGCAUAUUAAGAAAUUUAAUUAGAUCUAUGUUAUUAUUUACUUAUUACUCAAAUAAAUGGGAUUGUAAGGGGAUAUUUUUUUUAAUAAUUUUAUGGAUAAUAAUCAAAAAUAUAAUUUUCUAAUUUUGAUAAUGAAUCUCGCAUAAUUUAAAUUGAAAAUUCAAAAUAAGAAAUUUAAAAUCAAUACAUUCCUAUGAAAAAUAUUUAAAAUCAUUUUAAAAAACAUAAUAUUGAUUAUAAAAAUAAGAUAUACCCAUAGAUAAAACAUAUUUUGUGUGAAUAUUUGAAAUCCAUAUUUAUUCAAAUGCCAGUUAAAGAUCACAACUUUGAGGUAUUAAAAAUUAUUUUAAUUAGUUACUUAAAGUUGUGAUUAUAAUUGAUAAUGAAAGCAAACCUUGGUUAAUUAAUACAGAAUCAAAUCCUGUUUUUGAAACUGAUCUAGAAUUUAUGAAGGAUUAUUCAUAACUAUUAUUAGAUAAUGUUUUAUAACUUGGAUUAGAUAUUUUAUUCCCAUCACCAUCUAUAUGGCCAAAAGAGAAAAAACGAGAUAUAGAAAUUUAUUAAGAAAUAAACUAUUUCGAUUUAGUUUUCGAUUCAAGAAUUGAAGGAAAAGGAUUAAAAUCCUUAUUUGAAUAAAAUUAUAAUAAAGAUAAUUAUUGCGAUGAUGAAUAUUGA